Messenger RNA from Passer domesticus (house sparrow), 7942 nucleotides. It is a transcript of the gene RAB29, whose product is annotated as RAB29, member RAS oncogene family. Gene Ontology annotation, cellular component: phagocytic vesicle; Golgi apparatus; lysosome. The transcript is spliced from 5 exons. The record is from RefSeq and is a predicted model, not a curated record. Gene Ontology annotation, molecular function: GTP binding; GTPase activity. Bases 40 to 654 code for a protein of 204 amino acids. Lineage: Eukaryota; Metazoa; Chordata; Aves; Passeriformes; Passeridae. Gene Ontology annotation, biological process: phagosome-lysosome fusion; endosome to lysosome transport.
CCAGGCGCACAUGACCGAGCGGGGCCGGGCCGGGCCGGGAUGGGGCAGGAUCGGAUGUUCAAGGUGCUGGUGGUGGGCGACGCCACGGUGGGCAAGACCUCGCUGGUGCAGCGCUACGCCAACGACAGCUUCAACCGGCACUACAAAUCCACCGUGGGGGUGGAUUUUGCUCUGAAGGUGGUGCAGUGGUCGGAGUCGGAGACGGUUCGGCUGCAGCUCUGGGACAUUGCAGGGCAGGAACGCUUCACGUCCAUGACCCGCCUGUACUACAGGGAGGCCUCAGCCUGUGUCAUCAUGUUUGAUGUCACCAACGCCAGCACCUUCAGCAACAGCCACAAGUGGAAGCAGGACCUGGACAGCAAAGUGGUGCUGCCGGACGGGAGCGCCGUGCCCUGCCUGCUGCUGGCCAACAAGUGUGACCUGUCCCCGUGGGCCGUGACCCGGGACGAGAUCGAUCGCUUCAGCAAGGAAAACGGGUUUGCAGGCUGGGUGGAGACGUCUGUGAAGGAGAACAAGAACGUCCACGAGGCCAUGAGGGUUCUGAUAGAGAAGAUGAUGUCCUCGUGCACGGGGGGUGGCAGCUCCUGCUCUGCUGGCUCGGGGGAUUACAUCAGCAUCCAGGAGAGCUCUGCUCCAGGCUGGGCCUGCUGCUGAAGCCGCUGCACUCCGCGCCCUGGGCUCCUCACCAUCCUCAUCCUCGUCAUCCUCAUCCUCAUCCUCACCAUCCUCAUCGUGGUCACCUUGCCCCGAGCUGUCCCUGGUUUGGGGUUUUUCCUGUGAUUUUGAACUUUUCAGGGGCUGUUUGCUCAGCAGAGCCCUGCUGCAGUGACUGGGAGGGAGGGGUGGAGGAGGAGGAGUGGGAAUGUUCCUCGUUUGGGAUAUUCCUCGUUUGGGAUGUUCCUCAUUUGGGAUGUUCCUCAUUCGGGAUGUUCCUCAUUUGGGAUGUUCCUCAUUGAGAAUAUUCCUCAUUUGGAAUGUUGUUCCUCAUUUGGGAAUGUUCCUUAUUUGGGAAUGUUCCUCAUUUGGGAUAUUCCUCAUUAGGAAUGUUCCUCAUUGAGAAUAUUCCUCAUUUGGAAUGUUGCUCAUUUGGGAGUAUACCUCAUUUGGAAUGUUCCUCAUUUGGGAAUAUUCCUUAUUUGGGAUAUUCCUCAUUUGGGAAUGUUCCUCAUUUGAAAGUAUUCCUCAUUUGGAAUGUUCCUCAUUUGGAAUAUUCCUCAUUGAGAAUGUUCCUCAUUUGGAAUAUUCCUCAUUGAGAAUAUUCCUCAUUUGGAAUAUUCCUCAUUGAGAAUAUUCCUCAUUUGGGAUAUUCCUCAUUUGGGAAUGUUCCUUAUUUGAGAUAUUCCUCAUUUGGGAAUGUUCCUCAUUUGGGAUAUUCCUCAUUUGGAAUGUUCCUCAUUUGGGAUAUUCCUCAUUUGGGAACGUUCCUUAUUUGGGAAUGUUCCUCAUUUGCAAUAUUCCUAAUUUGGGAUAUUCCUCAUUAGGAAUAUUCCUCAUUUUCCCUGCUGCUCUGAUGGAGCACAAUCCAUGUCCAAGCAGUGCCUUGGAUUAUAUUGAAUUAUUUUUUUUAAAUGUUGAGCACUUCCCCCUGUGGCAGUGCUGCCCUGGGCUGCCAGAGGGAUUUUUAAAUUUUCUGCACCUUUACCCGCUCCCUUUUGGGGACACUGCAGCAGUUUCCUCCCUCCCUGCUCCUCCUGGGUCUGUGUCCUGGAGGGAGAGCAGUGCCCCAAAGCUGCUGAGGAUGAGGAGCUGGACGUGCACUGUGCAAUUCUGGGGGGAGCUGGGGCCUGGGGCAGCACAACCCCCCUGCCCUGGGAGCAGAGACCCCAAAAUUCGGUCAGGAACUGCUCUGCCCUUCCUGGAACAGAACAACCCUCACUUCCCUGUGGAGCAGGGAUCCCAAAAUUUGGUCAGAAUUUUCUCCUGCCCUUCCUAGACCAGCACAAUCCUCACUAUUUUUGUUUUCCCUGUGGUGCAAAGACCCCAAAAUUUGGUCAGGAAUUGCUCUGCCCUUCUUGGACCAGCACAAUCCUCACGAUUUGGGUUCUCCCUGUGGAGCAGGGAUCCCAAAAUUUGAUCAGGAGGUUCUCCUGCUCUUCCUGGACCAGCACAACCCUCACUUCCCUGUGGAGCAGGGAUCCCAAAAUUUGGUCAGGAGCUGCUCCUGCCCUUCCUAGACCAGCACAAUCCUCAACCUUUGUGAGCAGAGACCCCAGAAUUUGGUCAGGAAUUGCUCUGCCCGUCUUGGACCAGCACAACCCUCACUCCUCUGUAGAGCAGAGACCCCAAAAUUUGGUCAGGAUUUUCUCCUGCCCUUCCUGGAGCAGCACAAGCCCCACUCCUCUGUGGAGCAGAGACCCCAAAAUUUUGUCAGGAACUGCUCUGCCCUUCCUGGACCAGCACAAUCCUCAAUCCCUGUGAGCAGGGAUCCCAAAAUUUGGUCAGGAAUUGCUCUGCCCUUCCUGGACCAGCACAACCCUCACUAUUCACAACCUUCACUAUUUGGGUUCUCCCUGGGAAGCAGGGAUCCCAAAAUUUGUUCAGGAUUUUCUCCUGCCUUUCCUGGACCAGCACAAUCCUCAUUCCCCUGGGAUCUGCUUGUGCAGCAGAGACCCCAAAAUUUGGUCAAGAGUUUCUCCUGCCCUUCCUAGACCAGCACAAACCUCAACCUCUGUGGAGCAGAGACCCCAAAAUUCGGUCAGGAGUUGCUCUGCCCUUCCUGGACUAGCACAACCCUCACUAUUUGAGCUCUCCCUGUGAGCAGACCCCAAAAUUUGGUCAGGAAUUGCUCUGCCCUUCCUGGAACAGAACAAACCUCACUCCCCUGGCCUCUGCUUGUGGAGCAGAGAUCCCAAAAUUUGGUCAAGAUUUUCUCCUGCCCUUCUUGGACCAGCACAAUCCUCACUUCCCUGUUGAGCAGGGAUCCCAAAAUUUGGUCAGGAUUUUCUCCUGCCCUUCCUGGACCAGCACAACCCUCACUCCUCUAUGAGCAGAGACCCCGAAAUUUAGUCAGGAGUUGCUGUGUCCUCCCUGAGUAGCAGAGACCCCAGAAGCUGGUCAGGAAUUGCUCUGCCCUUCCUGGAUCAGAACAACCCUCACUAUUCACAAUCCUCACUAUUUGGGCUCUCCCUGUGGAGCAGAGACCCCAGAAUUUGGUCAGGAUUUUCUCCUGCCCUUUCUGGACCAGCACAACCCCCACUCCUCUGUGGAGCAGAGACCCCAAAAUUUUCAGGAACUGCUUUGCCCUUCCUGGACCAGCACAACCCUCACUCUCCUGGGAUCUGCUUGUGGAGCAGAGACCCCAAAAUUUGGUCGGGGGUUGCUCCUGCUCUUCCUGGACCCGCAAAACUCCCACUCCCCUGGGCUCUCCCUGGGAGCAGAGACCCCAAAAUUUGGUCAGGAAUUGCUUUGCCCUUCCUGGACCAGCACAGUCCUCAACCCCUGUGAGCAGGGAUCCCAAAAUUUGGUCAGGAUUUUCUCCUGCCCUUCCUGGACCAGCACAAUCCUCACUAUUUGGGUUCUCCCUGUGAGCAGAGACCCCAAAAUUUGGUCAGGGGGUGCUCCUGUCCUUCUUGGACCAGAACAAUCCUCACUUCCCUGUGGAGCAGGGAUCCCAAAAUUUGGUCAGGAGUUGCUCUGCCCUUCCUGGAAGAGAACAACCCUCACUAUUCACAAUCCUCACUAUUUGGGUUUUCCCUGGGAAGCAGGGAUCCCAAAAUUUGUUCAGGAUUUUCUCCUGCCUUUCCUGGACCAGCACAAUCCUCAUUCCCCUGGGAUCUGCUUGUGCAGCAGAGACCCCAAAAUUUGGUCAAGAGUUUCUCCUGCCCUUCCUAGACCAGCACAAACCUCAAUCUCUGUGGAGCAGAGACCCCAGAAUUCAGUCAGGAGUUGCUCUGCCCUUCCUGGACUAGCACAACCCUCACUAUUUGGGCUCUCCCUGUGAGCAGACCCCAAAAUUUGGUCAGGAAUUGCUCUGCCCUUCCUGGAACAGAACAAACCUCAACCCCUGUGGAGCAGGGAUCCCAAAAUUUGGUCAGGAUUUUCUCCUGCCCUUCCUGGAGCAGCACAAGCCCCAGUCCUCUGUGGAGCAGAGACCCCAAAAUUUUGUCAGGAACUGCUCUGCCCUUCCUGGACCAGCACAGUCCUCAAUCCCUGUGAGCAGGGAUCCCAAAAUUUGGUCAGGGGGUGCUCCUGCCCUUCUUGGACCGGCACAAUCCUCACUUCCCUGUGGAGCAGGGAUCCCAAAAUUUGGUCAGGAAUUGCUCUGCCCUUCCUGGAACAGAACAACCCUCACUAUUCACAAUCCUCACUAUUUGGGUUCUCCCUGGGAAGCAGGGAUCCCAAAAUUCGGUCAGGAUUUUCUCCUUCCCUUCCUGGACCAGCACAACCCUCACUUCCCUGAGCAGCAGAGACCCCACAAUCUGGUCAGGAAUUGCUCUGCCCUUCCUGGACCAGCACAAUCCUCACGAUUUGGGUUCUCCCUGUGGAGCAGGGAUCCCAAAAUCUGGUCAGGAUUUCCUGCUGCCCCUUUCUGGGCAGGGGAGGAGGGGGCUGUAAACCCCUUUUGUGGCCCCACAAGGGCCCUUGGCACUUCUGGGCCAGCCCAAAGUGCUUUUGGCAAGUGCUGCUCAAUUGCCUUCCCCACAUCCUCCCGCAGCCAGGGGGGAUUCUGGGGAGGAAACAGCUCCCUAAAAACCCCCUGCUGUUUUAGUGGGGUGGGGAAGGGGAGGAGGAGGAGGGAAAAAAGAGUUUGUGGGAUGAAAGGAAAGGAAGGAACCACUCCCCAUUUCCCUCUGGGGCCUCCUUCCCCCAGUUAGUGGUGGUGGAGAGCAGUUCUGCCCUAAAAAUUGGUACAAAUUGAGAAUUUUUGGGGAAUUCACACUUUUCAGGGAUGGAGUUUUGAGGGUUUAAUUCCCAUUUUCCCUCUGGUGCCUCUUUCCCCCAGUUAUUGGUGGUGGAGAGCAGUUCUGGCCUAAAAAUUGGUACAAAUUGAGAAUUUUUGGGGAAUUCACACUUUUCAGAGCUGGAGUUUUAUGGGUUUAAUUCCCAUUUCCCUCUGGUGUAACUUUCCCCCUGCACAUCCCAGGGCUGGGUGGUGGAGAGCAGUUCUGGACAAAAAAUUGGUACAAACUGAGGGAAUUUUUAGGGAAUUCCCUCUUUUCAGGGAUGGAGUUUUGAAGGUUUAAUUCCCAUUUUCCCUCUGGAGCCACUUUCCCCCAGAUACUGGUGGUGGAGAGAAGUUCUGGCCAAAAAAAAUGGUACAAAUUGAGAAUUUUUAGGGAAUUCAGACUUAAAAGCUGGAGUUUUGUGGGUUUAAUUCUGGAUUUGCUGUUCCAUGAUUUCCUGGUGGAACACAAUCACCCUGCUCACGUUUUGGGUUUGGAUUUCAUCACAAAACCUUGAAAAAUUGGUUUUUUUUACCUCCUUAAUUGGGAAACAGGGCUGGAAAUUGUCGUGUCCUGCUUCCUGCUGAAUUAGGUAAAUUAUUCCUCCUGCCUGUCUUGCAUAGAGGGAUUUUAUAUUUUUUACCUUCACUAAAAAAAUCUGAAUUUUCAUUCUCUGCAGCUGAAAAGAAUUUAAAACUAAACAGUGAGGGUCAAGAAAUUUGGAAUUAUUUGUGCUGCAGUUUUUGAUGCAAAGCUGAAAUACCUGGGCUGUGCAAAUAUUGCCAAAUUUGGGGUUAUAGGUGCUUAAAAUUACAAUUUUCUGCACCCAGGGAGAGCUGGUUAGCAGCAAAAUGGAAGUGCCUUGAUGAAUUUUACUUCAUUUUCUUAAAAAAAAAAAAAAGAAAAAAAAAUUAAAAAAUGGUUUUUAAUCCUGUAAAUAUUUAAUCCUAUAAAUAUUUCUGUUUUUUUCUAGAACACCAGGGAAGUGCCUCAUUUUUUGAAGGAGCUGUCACAAAACCCCCUAAGAUCCAGGUGUUAUUUAUUGAUUUUUGCACUUGAAAUGUUUCAGCCAAGAGCUCUCCUCAGAGGUGGAAAAUCCAGAAAAUUCCCAAUUCCUGCUCCAUCCAAUGGAGCUCAAGCAGAGCUUGAAACGACCUCAAAUUACCCUAAAAUUGGAAUUUCUCCUGUAAAUUUGGAUCAUCAGGAUAAAACUGGACAUUUCUUUGGAUAAAAUCUUAUUUUUAAACAAAAAAAAAAAUCUAAUUUUUAAAUCUAUUUCAGAGCAUGUCUGUGCUGCCCUUGGGUUUGCAGUCCCAAAUAACUUGGGGAGUUAUUUUUCCACAUUUACUGUUGGGUAACAGUGUGAAAAUGUGAAAAAAUGUCAAAGAAAACGUGAAAAAAUGUCAAAGAAAACGUGAAAAAAUGUCAAAUAAAACGUGAAAAAAUGUCAAAUAAAACGUGAAAAAAUGUCAAAUAAAACGUGAAAAAAUGUCAAAUAAACCCCCCAGAAGCUGCACAAAAGGAAAAGUCGUUUAUUGAGCUGGGUGUGAGCCCCAACCUGAGAGGAAAAGGAAUUCCCUGGGCAGCUCUGGGGGUUGGCAGAAAAAAUCCAAAUAAAGCCCAAAAAUGCCCCUGGAUUAAACCAGGGAGGAGCAGGGGCUGUGCCCAGCUGAAAUAAUUCUGCUUUUUAAAACCCAACAUGAUUUUUAAAUGAUUGUUUUAAAAAUUUUAAAUGAUUUUUAAAUGAUUGUAUUUUAAAAUUUUUAAACCCAGGAUUGCUAAAAAAUUAUUAUCAAAAUUAUCAUUAUAUCUUAAAAAUUUCAACCCAAAAUUAUUAAAAAAUAUUAUUUUAAAAAUUAUCAUGUGAAAAUUUUUAAACCCAGAACUAUUUAAAAAAUUAUUAUUAAAUAAAUAUUAUUAUAUUUAAAAAUUUUAAAACACAGAAUUAUUUUUUAAAAAUUAUUAUUUAAAAAUUAUCAUUACAUUGAAAAAUUUAAACCCAGAAUUAUUAAGAAAUAUUCUUUUUUAAAUUAUCAUAUUUGAAAAUUUUUAAACCCAGAAUUAUUGAGUUAUUAUAAAAACUAUUAUAUUUUAAAAUGUAAAAUCCAGAAUUAUUGAAAAUAUUAUUAACAAUUAUUAUUAGAGUAAAAAUUUUUAAACCCCAGAAUUAUUUUUUAAAAUUAUUAUUAAGACAUUAUUAUCGUAUUUAAAAAUUUUAAACCCAGAAUUAUUAAGAAAUAUUCUUUUAAAAAUUAUCAUUAUAUUUUAAAAGUUUUAAACCCAGACUUAUUGAAAGUUAUUAUUAAAAUUAUUAUUAUAUAUUAAAAUGUAAAAUCCAGAAUUAUUGAAAAUAUUAUUAACAAUUAUUAUUAGAGUAAAAAUUUUUAAACCCCAGAAUUAUUUUUAAAAUUAUUUGUAAUAUUUUAAAAUUAUUUUAAAAUUAUUAAGAAAUUAUUAUUGUAUUAAAAAAUUUUAAACCCAAAAUUAUUUUAAAAAUUACUAUUUCCCCUGAAAGGGGAAAACCAAAAAAUGGCUUCAUUGAACUUUUUUGAUGCAGGUGGGUAAAAACCUGAAUUUUCCAAACAGGAAUCAGAAAUUAUCUUUAUUCUGCCUCAGAAUUUCCAGGGAUUUUGGGACAUUUUUGAGCAAAAAAGGAAUUUUCUCCUCCCUGCGCUCACUCCCUGCCCUCUGUGUGACUGUUCCGUUUCCUCCUCCUUUUUCCUUCCUGGAAUUUCAAUUUUUAACCCAAAACCCCACGAAUUUCCAGGAUUUUGUGCCUUGGUUUCUUCACAAGCUGCAGGAUUUUACUGCAGCCUCAAGAAGUCAAAAAUAUCAAAAUUCAGCUUUUAUUUUGGUUUUUUUUAAAAUUUUUAUUGCUUUUUUUUUAAGCUUAAAAGCAUUUUUUAAAAUUUCUUGCUGUUCCACUGAAGUAUUUUAGAGGCAGGGUGCUGGCCGUUGUGAAAUUCAGUAUUAUGGGUGUGUAAAGAGGGAAAAAAUGGAUUUUUAAUGCACAUCAAUGUCACUGGGGCAGCGUUUGGAAUAAAAACUGGGCACUGCUG